CUUAAGACAGCAAAAGUAUCAAAGUAGUCACAAAAUGAAAGUGGCAGGAAUUUUUCUAAUCUGCUUGGCAUUUCUCAUGCUAACCGGUGUAAAAGCCUCGGAAGCUCAAGAAAAUCUUAAUCAAUUGGACGAAGUUUUUCCAGUGAUAUAUGAUGAUCGUAGUGGUGAUGGUGUCCAAGAAACAAAAGUUUUGAAUAGACAAAAACGUUUAACAUGUAAUAUUGAUCGUAGUUUCUGUUUGGCUCAUUGUCUAUUGAGAGGAUAUAAACGUGGUUUUUGUACAGUGAAGAAAAUUUGUGUAUGCCGACAUUAGAUUUAUAGAAAUAAGAAAUUAGCAUAAGAUUUUGAUAUAAAAUGUAUAAAUUUAUUUAUAAAAUAAAUAUAUUUAGAAAGUAAAUAAAUUUGGUUUUUAAGAAUAUAAA
This is a messenger RNA of Lucilia sericata (common green bottle fly), 422 nucleotides long. Its product is annotated as sapecin-B-like. Bases 35 to 313 code for a protein of 92 amino acids. NCBI's taxonomy places the organism in Eukaryota, Metazoa, Arthropoda, Insecta, Diptera, Calliphoridae. The transcript has a single exon. The record is from RefSeq and is a predicted model, not a curated record. Gene Ontology annotation, biological process: defense response.